Cinara cedri is the source of this 2884-nucleotide messenger RNA. The record is from the annotation of a GenBank genome assembly. Lineage: Eukaryota; Metazoa; Arthropoda; Insecta; Hemiptera; Aphididae.
UAAAACUGCCUUCUUCUAAAAAGUGUGUUUUAGUGUUUUAUAAACAUUGAACAUUUAUUAUUCCAAUUUGUUCAGCUUGUUAGUUGUUCAAUUUGUAUUCGUUAUUAUAAUUUGUAUAAUGUAUAUUGCGUGAAAACAGUUGAUUUAUGUUGUAUUAUAAUACUAUAGUUGUUUAUACAUAUGUAGUUACUGGUAAGAUAUGACUAUUUCAUUGCUGUUUAUAAUUUAUAAAAUAGAAAGGUGAUUUUUUUUUAAUUUUAAUUUAAUACUUUGUUUACUUAAAUUUCAGCAUUUGUUUAUUUCACACGUCAUGGAUGAUCCAAAUAUAACUUCUACUGUACCUUCUACUGGAUUUUUACCUACAACUUCUGCAAAUUAUUUAGUCAUGCCAUUUACUCCUACUGUACCCAGUGUUCCAAUGCCUCAGUCUAUGGUAUGGAAUCCAAUGCAACAACCACCAUUGGUUGUACCUGUUACACCUCACGUUGUAUCUGCUCCUCCACGUUUCAAUCCAAGAGCAAUUCGAAAAAACUUCCGCCAGCCAACACCUUCAGAACCACCAAUUACUGUAUUUGUUGGCAAUAUUGAUGAAAAAGCUCCUGACGCUAUGAUCAGACAUAUUUUAGCAACUUGUGGGAACAUUGCUUCUUGGAAAAGAGUACAGGGAUUUGGUUUUUGUGAAUAUUAUGGAGCAGAAGCUGCAUUACGUGCUAUUAAAGUUUUACAUGACAUGGUUGUUGGUAAUAAAAAACUUGUGGUUAAAGUAGAUGCAAAAGCACAAGAAACAUUAGACCAGUUUAAGGCAGAAAAAAAAGGUGCUGAUGAUUCUGAAGAAAAUCAACAGUUUGAAGUAUACUGUAGACAACGAAUAAACAGUAUAAUAACAGAACAUAAUGAUGAAAUGAAUAAAGAAGGAAAACAGAAUGAAGAAGAAGAUAAACCAAGUAUAGUUGAUGGUGUUGGAUUUGAUUUGGUACCAAAUGAAGACGAAAAAAAAAAUUUAAUUUCUCGAGAAAUAGGUAAGUUUCGAGAAGUUAUGAAAAAACGAGAAGAAGAAAAAGAAGUUGAAAGAAAAAAAAAACAAGAAAAAGAAAAACUGAAUGGCAGACAUGGAAGUCCAGAUAGUCCAGAUUCAGAAGAAAGUAGAAGAGUACGUCGCAGAGAAGAACGUGAUAAAAGAGAUAAAGAAAAAGAAGAAAGAGAUAAACGAGAUAGAGAACGAGACGAACGGGAUAAACGUGAUAGGGAAAAGAAAGAAAGAAGGGAUAAGGAAAGAGAUCGGGAAAAAAAAGACAGAGAAAAAAGUAUCGACAAAGAAAACCGUAAAGAAAAAGAACCAGAAAAAGGCAGAGGACAUUAUGAUAAAAGUAGAUUAAGAGAAAAGGAAAUGGAAGAAGAAGAACUUGAACUAAAAAAAGAAGAUGAUAGACGAAGAGAAAGAGAAUUGGCCUACCAAGAAAAACGUAAGCAGUGGGAAAUUCGUGAAAAUCAGAAGAAAAAAGAAUUAAUCAAAGAUCGUACUAAAAAGCAAAUUAUAGAAGAUGAAAGAGAAAGGAAUGCCAAAAAACUUAAAGAGUUUUUAGAAGAUUAUGAUGAUGAAAAAGAUGAUCAAAAAUAUUAUAAAGGCAGAGAGUUACAAAAACGAAUUGAGCUUAGAGAAAAAGAAAUUGAAGAAGACGGGAGAGAUAGACAAAAAGAAAAGGAUGAAUUGGACACAAUCCGGGAAAAGAUAUAUAACAGUGACUACAAAGACCCAGAACUAGAGUUUGCAAAAGUAUUAAAAGCCAGAGAAGAAAUGUACAAGCCCAAAUUAUUAAUAGAUGUGGCUGAAAAACAAAAGGAUAAAAUAAAACGUUAUGAAAUGGAAAUUGAAAAAGAAAUCGAAAAACAGAAGACCGUAGAAGCUGAGCAAGAACGAGAGAGACGUUUUGUUGAAAAAGCUUUAACACCCAGUCCACAGCAGCCAGUUACACCACUUAGCAAUGAACCUCAAACUCCUCCACCUGAAUUUGCACCUAUAACUCAACCUACAACAAUGAUGAUUAAGAAAAGAAUGGAUGUUAAAGAUGUAUUUAAUAAUGAUGAUGAAGAAUUACCUAGACCUAAAAAAAGAAAAUUAGUUCCUCUUGAUUAUACUGACAAAAAAGAAGAUGAAAGUAAAGCUGUUGAAGAAAAGAAAAAAAAUAUUCGUCAGUUAAUUGAACGUAUUCCUACUGACAAAGACGACUUGUUUUCAUUUCAUCUUGAUUGGACUGUUGUUGACAACCAAUUGAUGGAAAAACGGAUUAGACCAUGGAUAAAUAAAAAAAUUAUCGAAUAUAUCGGUGAGCCAGAACCAACUUUGGUAGAUUUUAUUUGUUCAAAAGUAUUAGCUGGUAGUAGCCCACAAGCUAUACUUGAUGAUGUUCAGAUGGUACUUGAUGAAGAAGCAGAAGUGUUUGUAGUGAAAAUGUGGAGACUUCUAGUAUAUGAAGUUGAAGCUAAAAAAUUGGGAUUGGUCAAAUUGGAAGAGAAUGGUCAUAAAGAUCCAUAAUAUAUUUAAUGUGUAUUUUAUUAUAAUAUUAUUAUUAUGAUUGUGGUACUAUUGUAUAACAAUAUAUUGUCGUAACAAUUAAAAACUAUUAAAUGUUUUUAUUCAAUAUCAAUUCUUAGUGUUACCGUUUUCAACAUUAUUUUGACUACUAUCAAUUAAAAUGAACUUUGUGAUUUCCAAUCUGUAUUCUGUACUAUAUUUACUUUAGGUUUAUAAAAAUAUAAUACUUUUUUAAUUAUCAUUCUAAUCCUUUGAAUAUACACCAAUUUAUUAUGUAUGAAUGUACCUAUUAUGAAUGUAUAUAUAAUUACUGCAUAGAUUUAAAUAUUUUUAUUAUUAUCAAUUAAUCGC